CAAGCCGCGGCCGCGAUCCCAGCGGAGGAAAACUUGGUGCCCCGGCUGCAGGCGGCAGGCCUGUGGAGCGAGUUGAUGCGACAUUUGAACGUGAUGGCUGACCAUGCUAACAGCCUCAUACAUAAUGUUAGCACAAAUAUUUGUGAGAUUGCUAACAGCCAGACAGCUAAAUUUAUAGCGGGAAAGAGAAUCUUCUACUCAGCUCGAGCCUCUUUCACGAGGAGGGUUGGAGCUUCCACCCUCGCCAUGAACACUUCUGGGAAUUUCCGAAAAGUGGUGCACAAAAAACUUCAAAACGGUACCAGCCCUGGUCAUUUCACCACCAAGCAGUCUGAGAGGAAAGCCAAGCGCCUUGUCAACCAGCGGAAGCGCCGCGCCCUGUUCAAGGACCGCCCUCGCCCCGCAGCCCCUGCAGGCCGCAACAAGCAUUACGGCCUUGCGGCGAGAGCACCCGGUGAGAAUGAGGACGACCCUGCCCCGCUGCUUGACGAAGACCCGAAGCUCCAGGAAAACAUGGACAAAGUCCUGGAGACUCUGCAGCAGGGCUUGAACCGCCGCUCCGAGCUCUCUGCUCUGGUCCAGGGCAGCUACGAGUGGAAGGCCGAGCGGAAAAUCCGAUUGACAGCCGCAAAUUUCGGGAAAGUAUGCAGGCGGACGUCCACCACGUCAUGCAAGAAGCUCGUGCACAGCCUAGUCUACCCAAAGUCCUGCGGUGUACCGUCCAUAAGGCACGGCAACAACACGGAAGAAAUCGCUCGGUCUCACUUUGAGAGGAAAUACGGCGUCCAGGUGAAAACAUGUGGACUUGUUGUGGACCAGUAUCUGCCAUACUUAGCGGCCAGCCCAGAUGGGUUGAUUGGCAACGACAAGCUCUUAGAGAUCAAGUGUCCAACCAGUGGCGUUGAUUUCACAUCCGCAGAGGACGCGGUUAGGGCUAAAAAGCUCGAAUAUCUGAAAUUCGGAGAUGAUGGAGAGCUCUUUUUGGACGAAAAUAGUGAGUACCACUAUCAGCUUCAAGGACAACUGCACGUGACCGAGCGCGAAGAGUGCCACUUCUACAUCUACCAAAGCACGAUGGCAAAAAAGAAGGUUCCGGCGCAGUUCUUGUGGGACAAAACAUUUGUUAUAAAGAAAUGCGAUACAUUCUGGAACACCAAGAUGCAGCAAAAACUCUCUGAGUUUUACCUUGAAUGUCUCCUUCCUGAAAUUGCGUCCCCUAGGUACGUCCUAAGAGAAAGAGUAGACGACAUUCGGGAGCCUCAAAGCAUUUUAGAUGCUAUAAGAGAGAAUGAACUAGCGAAGGAGCAAAAGGCCCAGGAGUUGGAGAGGAGGAAGAGAGAAAGAGAAGAGAAACGGAGACAGAGAGAGGAGCUAAACAGAGACAGGCAGGCGCGAGAGGCAAGAAGGAGAAAAACACACGUGUAAGGAUUACUUGCACAUAGCCCUUGUUUCUCAUAUCUUGUUGCAUUUUUUUUAAAAUGAUUUCUACGUGUGUGCUUUUUAAAUCUAAUGUUACU
Thrips palmi is the source of this 1517-nucleotide messenger RNA. RefSeq lists its product as uncharacterized. The record is from RefSeq and is a predicted model, not a curated record. Bases 76 to 1425 code for a protein of 449 amino acids. The transcript has 5 exons. NCBI's taxonomy places the organism in Eukaryota, Metazoa, Arthropoda, Insecta, Thysanoptera, Thripidae.